AUGAUAUGCAUAAACUGCUGCUAUCCAGUUGAUUCAUUGUAUGUUGUAUACUCCAGUAAUCAUAUAAGGCUUACUGAUUGCCCCAGGUGUAAAAAGGUGGUGGAUCGCUACGUUGAAUUUGACAAUGUCCUGUUGUUCAUUGACUUGCUACUUUUGAAAUCAGGAGCAUACAGACAUCUGGUAUACAACUCUCUUGAAUCUACUCUAGAGAAGUAUCCAAGUAAAACGAAGUCGACCCAACUGCCAAGGACCUUCGGUGAUGAGGUCGCUGGUACUAUCUCAGAUUUUCGCGAGUGGUUUGUGAAAUUUGACCAACUAAAUAGAGUAUGGGUACUCAUUUUUGCAUUUGAAGUAUAUUUAACGUGGGUUUCGGAAGAGAGAAAAUAUCAAACGUACAGCCAUUACUAUCCGGCUGAUCUUGAUUUGUUAAUGAGCAAAAUACUUUCUGGAGAUGCGUUAUCGCAAUAUUUCUAUUUUGCUGUAUAUUGCAUCUUAGACUUAAUGUUACUGCACAAUCUCACUCAAUAUCUUUUGGUGAACUGGACAGAUUGGGGUAGGAAUAUAAAAUACGCGAAAUAUGUGGUAUCGUACACGAUUUUAUUGUCGUAUGGUGCCAAAAUUUUCCCUAUCCUCAUGCUAAUUUGGCCGUAUGACACUCUAUUAUCGACGAGCAUUAUCAAAUGGGUUGCGAACCUUUAUAUAAUUGAGGCUUUGAAGAUCGUAACCAACCUGCGCUACAGAGAAGUGGUAAGAAACUUUGUUAUCAUUUUCAUUGUGAGGUGUUUAUGUGUCAAGCCUAUACUUGCUAUAUUAGUCUCCAAAGGAGACUACAAUCUUUGCAUUCAUUAUAUUCGUGGUGAGUAUGAGAUGUUUUUACAUAGAUUUUUAUCUGGUAAGUAUUUUUAUGUUUAG
Lachancea fermentati is the source of this 912-nucleotide messenger RNA. Lineage: Eukaryota; Fungi; Ascomycota; Saccharomycetes; Saccharomycetales; Saccharomycetaceae. The record is from the annotation of a GenBank genome assembly.